GUCGUUGCAGCGGGCAUGGGGAACCAGGUGGAGAAGCUGACCCAUCUGAGCUACAAGGAAGUUCCCACGGCCGACCCGACAGGUAUGGACAGAGAUGAAGGACCCAGGAUCGGGGUCUCCUACAUCUUUUCGAACGACGACGAUGAGCUGGAGCAGCAGCAGGAUUCGGUGCACGACCCGGGGGGUGAGCACCCUGCCCUGCAGCCCUACGAUCCCCAGUUACACGAGGUGGAGUGCUCGGUCUAUUACCGGGAUGAGUGCAUUUACCAGAAGAGCUUUUCCGAGGAGGACACGCUGCCGGACGAGGGCGAUGAAGGAGGCGGGGGGCAUCUGAGCACUUACACCCCGGAGAACCUGCUGAAUAGGUGCAAACCGGGUGACCUGGUGGAGUUUGUGUGCCAGGCCCAGUAUCCCCACUGGGUGGUCUACGUCGGGGAUUUUCAAGUCGUGCCCCUGCAUCGGCUGGAGGUGGUGAACAGCUUCCUCACCGACGCGAGCCAGGGCAGACGGGGCCGCAUUGCCAACCGGCUGUACCGCUACAAACCCCUCAGCCCGGCCGUGGUGGUGCGCAAUGCCCUGGAGCAGGUGGGUUGCAAGGACCGGGACCUGAGCUGGAGAAACUCGGAAUGUUUCGCUGCCUGGUGCCGGUUCGGCAAGCGAGAGUUUAAAAUCGGCGGGGAGCUGCGCAUCGGCAAGCAGCCCUACCGAUUGCAGAUCCGGCUGGGUGACAAGCGCAGCCACACGCUGGAGUUUCAGAGCCUGGAGGAUCUGAUUAUGGAGAAGAGGAGAAAUGACCAGAUUGGUAGGGCUGCUGUGAUCCAGGAGCUCUCCAGCCACCUGCAGGCUGCAGAGGAGGAUGAAGAGGAGGAGGAAGACCAUCAUCAUCAUCCAGGUGCUCGGACUGCUGUGGAGUAG
Messenger RNA from Opisthocomus hoazin, 915 nucleotides. NCBI's taxonomy places the organism in Eukaryota, Metazoa, Chordata, Aves, Opisthocomiformes, Opisthocomidae. The record is from RefSeq and is a predicted model, not a curated record.